GUCAUUUUUAGACCGGCAGCGCCUUGGCCACCUUGGCAGGGCUAGGUCGCCUAGCAACGGCGGGGUCCUUCCUGGUUCGGCGGCGCUUUAGGCCUGAGGGGAGAAAAUCGCCGCGGAGGGCGCUGGGGCCGAACGGCGGCGGGCGCAGGAGGCGGCAACCGGCCGGCGACGCGGGAUUGGCGCGCCGGGGGAUCCGGCCGCGGCCUCUAAGCCGAGAUGAACACGGCCGACAAGGCCCGGGUGGGGCCCGCGGCCGACGGGCCUGCGCCGGCCGAGGAGGAGGAGGGCGAGGUGGGCGGGAAGGAGCCAGCGGCGGACGCGACCCCCGGGCCCAGCGAUGCGUUCCGCCUCCUGGUGACUCGGCGGGAGCCGGCCGUGAAGCUGCAGUAUGCGGUGAGCGGCCUGGAGCCGCUGGCCUGGUCCGAAGACCACCGCGUGUCCGUGUCCACGGCCCGCAGCAUCGCUGUCCUGGAGCUCAUCUGCGACGUGCACAACCCGGGCCAGGACCUGGUCAUCCACCGCACCUCUGUGCCCGCCCCUCUCAACAGCUGCCUCCUCAAAGUUGGCUCAAAGGCAGAAGUUGCUCAGUGUAAGGAGAAGUUUGCCACCUCUGCAGACCCCACGGUCAGCCAGACCUUCAUGUUGGAUAGGGUGUUCAACCCCGAGGGGAAGGCUUUGCCGCCACUGAGAGGGUUCAAGUACACUAGCUGGUCCCCCGUGGGCUGUGAUGCUAACGGCAGGUGCCUCUUGGCAGCACUGACCAUGGACAACCGCCUGACCAUCCAGGCUAACCUCAACAGACUGCAGUGGGUCCAGCUGGUCGAUCUGACCGAGAUUUAUGGAGAACGUCUUUAUGAGACCAGCUACAGGCUCUCUAAAAAUGAGGUCCCCGGAGGGAGCCUGGCGGAUUUCGCCGAGUUUCAGCGGAGACACAGCAUGCAGACCCCGGUCAGGAUGGAGUGGUCAGGCAUCUGCACCACCCAGCAGGUCAAGCAUAACAACGAGUGCCGGGACGUGGGCAGUGUGCUCCUGGCGGUCCUCUUCGAAAACGGCAACAUCGCCGUGUGGCAGUUCCAGCUGCCUUUCGUGGGAAAGGAGUCCAUCUCUUCCUGCAACACCGUCGAGUCCGGCAUCAGCUCUCCCAGUGUCUUGUUUUGGUGGGAAUAUGAGCACAAUAAUCGGAAAAUGAGCGGCCUUAUUGUGGGGAGUGCUUUCGGACCUGUAAAAAUCCUCCCUGUCAAUCUCAAAGCUGUGAAAGGCUAUUUCACUCUGAGGCAGCCUGUCGUCUUGUGGAAAGAAAUGGACCAGUUGCCUGUGCACAGCAUCAAAUGUGUUCCGCUGUAUCACCCUUACCAGAAGUGUAGCUGUAGCUUAGUGGUGGCUGCGAGAGGACCCUAUGUGUUUUGGUGUCUCCUACUGAUCUCCAAAGCAGGUCUGAAUGUUCACAAUUCCCACGUCACGGGCCUUCACUCCCUGCCGAUCGUCUCCAUGACUGCAGACAAGCAGAAUGGAACAGUAUAUACCUGUUCCAGCGAUGGCAAGGUGAGGCAGCUGAUUCCCAUUUUCACGGAUGUCGCGUUGAAGUUUGAACACCAGUUGAUUAAACUGUCAGAUGUGUUUGGCUCCGUGAGGACUCACGGGAUAGCAGUGAGCCCCUGUGGUGCGUAUCUAGCCAUCAUUACCACUGAGGGCAUGAUCAAUGGCCUCCAUCCUGUUAACAAAAAUUACCAGGUCCAGUUUGUUGCUCUCAAAACCUUUGAAGAGGCAGCUGCUCAGCUCCUGGAAUCUUCAGUUCAGAAUCUCUUUAAGCAGGUAGAUUUACUAGACCUCGUACGCUGGAAGAUUCUAAAAGAUAAACAUAUCCCUCCGUUUCUACAAGAAGCUUUGGAGAAAAAGAUUGAAAGCAGUGGGGCCACCUAUAUUUGGCGUUUCAAACUUUUCCUCCUGAGGAUUUUAUAUCAGUCAAUGCAGAAAACCCCUUCAGAAGCCUUGUGGAAACCCACCCAGGAGGACUCAAAAAUCUUCCUCGUCGACUCGCCUGGGAUGGGCACUGGCGAGGAUGAGCAGCAAGAAGAAGGCACGUCCUCUAGACAGGUGACUAAGCAAGGCCUUCAGGAGAGGAGCAAAGACGGGGACCCAGAGGACCCCACCGAUGACCCUCUCACCCAGUCUGGAGAUGUUGGGGGCCGUGAGCCAAUGGAGGAGAAGCUCCUUGAAAUCCAAGGGAAGAUCGAGGCUGUGGAAAUGCACUUGACGAGGGAGCACAUGAAGCGUGUCUUAGGAGAAGUGUACCUCCACACCUGGAUUACGGAAAACACCAGCAUCCCCACCCGGGGACUCUGUAACUUCCUAAUGUCCGAUGAAGAGUAUGAUGACCGAACAGCACGGGUGCUGAUUGGCCAUAUCUCAAAGAAGAUGAACAAACAGACCUUCCCUGAGCACUGCAGUCUGUGUAAGGAGGUCCUGCCGUUCACGGAUCGCAAACAGGCAGUCUGUUCCAACGGCCACAUCUGGCUCCGGUGCUUCCUGACCUACCAGUCCUGCCAGAGUCUGAUAUACAGACGGUGUCUGCUCCAUGACAGCAUUGCCCGCCACCCGGCCCCGGAAGAUCCUGAGUGGAUUAAAAGGCUGCUGCAAAGCCCCUGCCCUUUCUGUGACUCUCCUGUCUUCUGAAGUCGGUGCUGGGAAGUGGACAGCAUGUGUGAUCUGCUGGAAACACCCUCCAUCCUGGAGAGAGGGGUGCGCCGGAAGGCCUGGCCUGCCGGGGAGAGGUGCUCCCUGUGAUCGGGAAGAGGGCCGGAGUCAUUUCUGAAGUGCAUCGCCUCUCUGGGACUGGGGGUCAUCUUAACUGACUGCGCGCAGAGAGCCCAGCACUCAGAGAUGGGCGUUCGCCCGCUCCUACCCCGUGAGAAACAUUAUUUCUCAAGUGUCUUGUCAAGCAGUUUGAACAAGCGCCCUAUCGUUUCUAGGAGCAGAAUGGUUUCUUCUAGAGACUUUGGGCUUCGAAGGGCCUUGUGGGCUGACAGGAUUUAAUCCUGACCUUGGUCUGGACUUGCCCUGUGGCUCCAGGGAGCUGAAGUGUCGUGGUGGGCACUGUACCAACCGAUGUUCGAAGUGUCGGAAUGUGUAGGCUGCUCGUCUGUUCCCGGCAGACAGCCGGAGACCUGUGUCCGCCACUUCUUGUUUGAAAACAUUGUCCUAAAACUGUUGUUAAGGGGUUAAACAAAGACUAAAAUUGGUUUAGGGUGUCAGAAGGUCAGAUGACUGUUGUAAGUUAAUAAUCGUGGCUUACUUUUAAUGAUCUCCCAUGUCAUCCGAUCCCUGCCCCAACGCCUCAGUGUGUAUAAGUCUCCCCGGGUCCCGUCCCUACGUCAGACAGCGGUGAUGCCCGA
This is a messenger RNA of Molossus molossus (Pallas's mastiff bat), 3392 nucleotides long. It is a transcript of the gene GTF3C4, whose product is annotated as general transcription factor IIIC subunit 4. The coding region runs from base 217 to 2673 and encodes 818 amino acids. The transcript has 5 exons. NCBI's taxonomy places the organism in Eukaryota, Metazoa, Chordata, Mammalia, Chiroptera, Molossidae. Gene Ontology annotation, molecular function: histone acetyltransferase activity; protein binding. Gene Ontology annotation, biological process: transcription initiation at RNA polymerase III promoter. The record is from RefSeq and is a predicted model, not a curated record. Gene Ontology annotation, cellular component: transcription factor TFIIIC complex.